Molecule: messenger RNA, 1968 nt
Organism: Heterostelium album PN500
Lineage: Eukaryota; Evosea; Eumycetozoa; Acytosteliales; Acytosteliaceae
Exons: 1
Coding region: 1-1968 (655 amino acids)
Source: RefSeq, a predicted model, not a curated record
AUGGAUAUCAAAAAACUAUUUUUUAAUGUUAUAAAAAUAAAUCAUUUGGCUCAGCUUAUCUUUCAUUCACCAAUCAAUGAUAGUGAUGCAACCUAUCAAGAAAAAGUCCUAUCGUUGAGCAAGUUCAAAUACCAUCAUUGGACAGACCCAAAGGAUAUGAUAGAUCAUGGUUACGUGUCACUAUUGGUCGACAAGAUCGAGCAGAAAAACAUUAUUCUUCAAACGUUUCAAAACCGAUUGCCGUACAUCUGUUUGAAGAUCACUGACCUGGAGACUUUCAAAACCAUUUACAACCAAACGAAAAUUCAGUUUACAUCAUACAAAGAUCAGCACGAUCUAAUCAUGAAUAUCGUACAGGCAGGCAAUGUGGAGAUUCUCAAACUAUUUCUUGGCAAUUCUGUCUUUGAUCCUCUAAAUGGUUACAAAUAUAUGUGGCUGGCUAUCUCUUAUGGUCAUACGUCGAUAGUGCAUUACCUCUCUACGGUGAAAGGAGUUGAAAUCAAUUUCAGAAUGAUUCACAUCCACUAUGAAAGUCGUGAAAUAAGUGUAUCAUAUAUCAUGAAUCUUUGGGUGAACGACGCCGACAACCAUUAUUGUAGAAUGCUGGAAACAUUUAAAGCCAAUGACCAGUCUCAUUUUUUAGAAAAAUUGCACCAUGAAAUUAACUCACCUUAUUGGUGUGAUUUUCUAAUUCUUGGAGAUCCCUCUUUAUAUCGUCCAGGCAAAUACGGUGAUAUCGGUGAUAGGAAUAAUAUCAAAUUACCAUUGAUAGUGAGACACCCAAUCAAUAUUAGAAUUCAACUGUUGGCAACGGUUUUACUCUAUGAAGAAUCAGAUUACUUUACCGAUAUCAACACUCGAAUUUCAAAUGUAAUUGAAAGGACAAAAACAAAAUAUCCUCAUCUACCAGAGACAUUUGGAAGAGACAACAAUAUUGAACACUUGUAUUACAUAUAUUUGGCAUUGUUGUUUGAUUGCCGACACAGAUUCGAGCAAUGUAUUGACUUUACCAAUGUCAUUCCAAAGUUGAUUGAAAGAGAGUUGGCAUUGGCAUCAAACGAACCUUCAGCCAUUCAACAAACAUUGAACAACCUAUUUACCUACCUCAACAAUGAUCGGUCCUUUGCCUACAGUAAAUAUAUUCUCUAUAAAAAAAGUGAAGCCAAUUUUAUUCUUGUUACCGCCAUCGGAGAGGUUCGUAAACUAUAUCCUAGGAUUUUAGCUCAUAUGAUGAAUGACAGGAAUUUCGACGCGGCAAUUGCAGUACAAUUUGUAUCAUGGUAUAAAAAACUAGAUGGGUUUGUUCAGAUUAAUAUAGAAUUGGAAUGUGCAACAGUUAAGUCUUUGGAAUUUGUUCUCACAAAUCAUUCACAUCUCGAUGAGGUCUACGGUUCAUUUACUAUUUCCACAAAGAGUCUGCGCCAUCUUCUUAACAUUCCGUUUAAUUGGCUGAUAGAGAGGAUCGAUCACCAAUUUUUGCAAAGAGUUUUAUUCCCACGUUUAUUUCAGAGUGCUGAAUUUGUUGGCAAUCUAAGUCAUUUCGCGAUCCGUUUGUUCUCAUCACUACCUCUAGUUGGCAUGGUUGAUGUUGGUUCAUUUGGAUUUUCACAUCACCAUUUUUGUCAUCUGGAAGCGUUAGCAAACAACAUGAAUGGUUCAUUCGGCACCAAUCUGAAUUCAUUAGAUCUCGCACUCUCUGGAUCCAUUGAGAUCUAUAGGCAUCUAAAAAAUUGUGAAAAUGAUAACUUUAAAAAGAUUUCGCUACCGACAAACUGGGAGAGUGAAACCCUCAAAGCUAUUGGUCAAUAUAAAGCAUUGGCAACACAUAAGGAGCUCUAUGAAGCACUAACAGCAAAUCCUAAUAAUAAUCUUAUAAACCACGAGCCACAAAAUAUAGAUAUGGAUCCACAUGCAGCAGCAGGAGCUCUACCACCAGACCCAUCCGAAUUUACUCAACUAGAUCAAUGA